AUGCCUGAAAAACCAUACCCUAGCCAGAGUACAUCAUACUUUGCCCUUCCAUUGCCCUUGUGGCAACAGCCCGUGAGCUAUCGAACCGCCAAAUACGAGCGACUAAAACAACGAGGGAGGUAUCGGGGGAUACACGAUGGCGAAACUGGCAAGGAGCACGAUAGCGGACACGAAAGUGAAGAUGCCAUAACGGGCGAAGAGGUGCAGAAUAGUACAGGAGAGGGAACUCGCAACUCAAGACCUCGAUCUCCGUUGAUCUUUUCACCCGCCGAAGCACACCAGUAUAGAAUCGCUGGGCUACCCAAUUAUUGUGAACUGCCUGGUAGAGGAUUCCCACAUAAGGCUCCCUUUGAAGGAGAAGCUGCUUUCUUCGAUAGUGAUGAUGAGUCCGAUGGUGAUGAAAACAACAGUACCACUACGGGCACGGCAAACAAACCUCGAAAAAAGAAGGGCAAAAUCAUAAACAACAGACAGCGAAUAGAGAAGGAUUUAUCUCAGUUAAAUCCCCCGCUUUAUCUAGCCGGCGGUAAUCCUACGAAGAAAAAUACCCUGCGUCUUCAUCAUUUAAACGUGCUCACAGCGAUCUUACACCGGUGCCUGAUGGAAGGGGACUAUAUUCGCGCAGGUAGAGCCUGGGGUUUAAUAUUGCGAGAUAACUUUGGCGGACACCCAGCUGAUGUACGAAGCGCUGGGAGAUGGGCUGUUGGCGCAGAGAUAUUACUAUGGAAAGACCGGAGCCAGGGCGAGUCAGAAGACGCAGUCGAUCAGAGCGGGAAGGUAGGUGGGAGCAGGAAGUGGUUCACUAGAACUGGCUUCGAGCGAGCCAAAGAGUACUAUGAAAGAAUGAUUAUCCAGUAUCAAUAUCGGAAAGUGGCGCCGGAUGCACUAGGUCCACUUCAUUUCUAUCCGGCCAUGUUUGGAUUGUGGAUUUCUGUUUCCCAGGAAGAGAGCCAGCAUGCAAGAGGAAAAACAGAGCUGGCCGGUAGCUCUGAUGGAUUUGACGCUGGUGAAGAUGAUUAUUAUGAUCGCAUGUCUGUCACGAGCGGUGAUAUAGGGGAGCGGAAGCUAACUCUAGAUCAGAGAACGAAAAUUCAUACUGCUGCUCGGAUGAAAGAGCUUGAAGAAGCCCGGCAGAUUGCAACACAAAUGGAUGAAUUACUAGUCUCACCACCGUUUUCGGAUAGCCAUGAAUUACUGAGGUUGCGGGGGAUGGUGUCCUUAUGGAUAGGGGAUCUCUACCUGUCCUCGGUUUUAUCUGGUAAUGAUGUGGAUGAACUCACCGAUGAUAGCUAUGGAAAUGACGAUGGCACCGCUCGCCUUGAAGCUACUAUACUAAGGAUGGAAAUCAGCUCUGCCAGGGAGAAAAGGGCUACUGAAAUUGAGAAAGCAAAGUCAUUUUUUGCAAAGGCGAGGGCCAGGCAGGAUCGGACUCGGAGUACUGGCGGUUGA
Molecule: messenger RNA, 1449 nt
Organism: Arthroderma uncinatum
Lineage: Eukaryota; Fungi; Ascomycota; Eurotiomycetes; Onygenales; Arthrodermataceae
Exons: 1
Coding region: 1-1449 (482 amino acids)
Biological process (GO): nucleolar large rRNA transcription by RNA polymerase I; transcription initiation at RNA polymerase I promoter
Cellular component (GO): RNA polymerase I core factor complex
Molecular function (GO): RNA polymerase I core promoter sequence-specific DNA binding; TBP-class protein binding; RNA polymerase I general transcription initiation factor activity
Source: RefSeq, a predicted model, not a curated record